AUGAAGUAUCUAGGCCUGACCCUCGACAGCCACUGGACCUUCGGCGCUCACUUCGAGCGCCUGGCACCGUCUGUUGAGGCGACGGCGAACGCCUUAGGACGUUUGCUGCCUCGGCUGGGCGGACCCGACGUCGGAGUGCGUCGGCUGUACGCCGGCGUGGUGCGAUCGAGGCUCCUCUACGGAGCUCCGAUCUGGGCAGAGGAUCUGAUGACCAACCGUCACAAUCUCCUAGCGAUCAGGAGCCUGCACAUGACGGUGACCAUCAGGGUAGUGAGGGGCUUCCGCAUCAUUUCGGCGGCAGCAGCGGCGGUGCUCGCCGGGUUUCCCCCGUUCGAAUUGCAGGCCUUGAGGUGUCGCGAGAUUUAUCUCCACAUUCGGGGUAUGUCGGGCAGGGUGGGCCCGGCGGGCGCAGACGUCAGGGUUCGGGCUCGGUGGGCUUUGCUCGACAGAUGGCGCGCCAGCCUCGACACGAGAGCGGGUGCGCCGGGGAUGAGGAUCCUUGGGGCCGUCCUUCCAAACUGGGACGUUUGA
Bombus huntii is the source of this 531-nucleotide messenger RNA. RefSeq lists its product as uncharacterized. The record is from RefSeq and is a predicted model, not a curated record. The transcript has a single exon. Bases 1 to 531 code for a protein of 176 amino acids. Lineage: Eukaryota; Metazoa; Arthropoda; Insecta; Hymenoptera; Apidae.